Funneliformis mosseae is the source of this 127-nucleotide messenger RNA. The record is from the annotation of a GenBank genome assembly. NCBI's taxonomy places the organism in Eukaryota, Fungi, Glomeromycota, Glomeromycetes, Glomerales, Glomeraceae.
UUUAAAUACUAAUCAAGAUACAAGUGAUAAAGAGAAAACAAGUGGUAGUGAAACAGAUAUUUCAAGUAAUACUGAUGAUAGUGAGGAUAGAGAAGCCAUAAAUGUUCAUAAUGUUAAUAAUGUCUAA